This is a messenger RNA of Pediculus humanus corporis (human body louse), 267 nucleotides long. RefSeq names its product beta-3 adrenergic receptor, putative. NCBI's taxonomy places the organism in Eukaryota, Metazoa, Arthropoda, Insecta, Psocodea, Pediculidae. Gene Ontology annotation, cellular component: membrane. The coding region runs from base 1 to 267 and encodes 88 amino acids. The record is from RefSeq and is a predicted model, not a curated record. Gene Ontology annotation, biological process: adenylate cyclase-activating adrenergic receptor signaling pathway. The transcript has 2 exons. Gene Ontology annotation, molecular function: G protein-coupled receptor activity.
AUGAAAAAUUUAAAAAACGAAACAUGGUGGUGUGAUAAUUUUUUAAUUGGUGAUGAUUCCACGUCGGAUAAUUGGUGGGCAAUACUCGCUCUCAUACUCGUCAUAGGUACGGCAACCGGAAACAUACUCGUUUGUUUGGCCAUAACUUGGGAAAGGAGAUUGCAAAAUGUCACAAAUUAUUUUCUAAUGUCAUUGGCCGUGACGGAUUUAAUGGUCGCCGUUUUGGUGAUGCCACUCGGAAUAUUGACUCUCGUCAAAGGUGAGUGA